CUGAAGUAGUGGGAUACACAUGGAAUAGAUUGCUAAAGCAUCGUAACCACAGGCUGCUUUGACUUUUAUGAGGAACUGACUACUGAGAGAGUACGUUACCCUGGCUGGAUGCACAGCAGAGGAAAACAUAAACAACUCUAAAUGUAUUUCAGCAUUAGGACAGAAGGCGCCCAUGCAAUAUCCUGUGUACUUAAGUGGGUCUGAGCUCUCAGGAAGGAUGCAGUUUUGCUGUGAAUCUGUAAAUGGCUCUUGCAUAAAGAGCAGCUGGUCAAACAGCAUUCGCAUUUCCAUGUAUAUCCUCAUGGUGUGGAUCAUUCUUGCCACUGUAGCUGGAAACCUGACUGUUAUCAUCUCAAUAUCACACUUCAAGCAGCUCCAUACACCUACAAAUUUCCUGAUCCUUUCCAUGGCCGCUGUUGAUUUCUUGUUGGGAUGUUUUGUCAUGCCUUACAGCAUGGUGCGCUCUGUUGAACACUGCUGGUACUUUGGAGAACUCUUCUGCAAAAUCCAUACUAGCACUGAUAUCAUGUUGAGUACGGCCUCCAUUUUCCAUCUCUCCUUCAUUUCUGUUGAUCGCUACUAUGCUGUGUGUGACCCACUGAGAUACAAAUCGAAGAUAAAUACUUUCAUCAUACUGGUCAUGAUCUUCAUUAGUUGGACCAUCCCUGCUAUUUUUGCCUUUGUCAUGAUCUUUCUGGAGCUAAACGUAAGAGGAGCUGAAGAGAUUUUCUAUAAUCACAUCCAUUGCGUAGGAGGCUGCUUUGUCUUUUUUAGUGAAACAUCAGGUGUGAUAGCCUCCAUGUUUUCCUUCUACAUCCCUGGAUUUGUUAUGUUAUGUGUCUAUGGGAAAAUAUACGCCAUAGCAAAGAGGCAGGCAAGAUCUAUUAAAGAUACAAGUAGCCAAACUCAGAUCCGACUUGAAAUGAAGCACCACAUUUCACGAAGCAGAGAGAGAAAAGCCGCAAAAACCCUAGGCAUAGUGAUGGGAGUUUUUCUUUUAUGUUGGACUCCAUUUUUUUUCUGUACUGCCACUGAUCCCUUUAUGAAUUAUGUCACACCUCCUGUUCUCAUAGAUGCAUUGGUUUGGUUUGGUUACUUGAAUUCUACAUUUAACCCAAUAGUUUAUGCCUUUUUUUACACAUGGUUUCGCAGGGCACUAAAAAUGAUUCUACUGGGUAAAAUUUUUCAAAAGGACUCUUCCAGAACUCAAUUAUUUUUAGAGUAAUGCACUUAGAACUGUUGGACCAUUCUCUGUUGUUUGGAGAUCGUAUUUAUGAAGCAAGAGCUAACA
This is a messenger RNA of Alligator sinensis (Chinese alligator), 1291 nucleotides long. Its product is annotated as trace amine-associated receptor 1. The record is from RefSeq and is a predicted model, not a curated record. The transcript is spliced from 2 exons. Gene Ontology annotation, biological process: G protein-coupled receptor signaling pathway. The coding region runs from base 173 to 1225 and encodes 350 amino acids. Lineage: Eukaryota; Metazoa; Chordata; Crocodylia; Alligatoridae. Gene Ontology annotation, molecular function: trace-amine receptor activity. Gene Ontology annotation, cellular component: membrane.